Oryzias melastigma (Indian medaka) is the source of this 883-nucleotide messenger RNA. RefSeq names its product proteasome 20S subunit beta 3 (gene psmb3). Lineage: Eukaryota; Metazoa; Chordata; Actinopteri; Beloniformes; Adrianichthyidae. The transcript is spliced from 6 exons. The record is from RefSeq and is a predicted model, not a curated record. The coding region runs from base 157 to 774 and encodes 205 amino acids. Gene Ontology annotation, cellular component: proteasome core complex, beta-subunit complex; proteasome core complex. Gene Ontology annotation, biological process: proteasome-mediated ubiquitin-dependent protein catabolic process.
CCAGAGCCAAUCACAUUAAGUAAUGGUCAGUGACGUACCUGACGGAGUUUGUCUGAUCGUUGUUUCUAAAUCGUGUAGUCACUGUAAAGCUAGCGGCAGGGAAAUAUAAGAAGAUUUAUCCAUAUACCAACAGAAAAAAAGCAAAAGCCUUUCAACAUGUCUAUAAUGUCGUAUAACGGGGGGGCCGUCAUGGCCAUGCGGGGGAAGAAUUGUGUGGCGAUCGCAGCGGACCGCAGGUUCGGCAUCCAGGCUCAGAUGGUCACCACAGACUUCCAGAAGAUCUUCCCUAUGGGGGAGCGGCUGUACAUCGGGCUGGCCGGUUUGGCGACGGAUGUUCAGACAGUAGCUCAGAGGUUAAAGUUCAGACUGAACCUGUACGAGCUGAAGGAGGGACGCCAGAUCAAACCCAAAACCUUCAUGAGUAUGGUGUCCAACCUGCUGUACGAGAGGAGGUUUGGACCAUACUACAUCGAGCCGGUGAUUGCUGGACUCGAUCCCAAAAACUUUGAGCCAUUCAUCUGCUCUCUGGAUCUGAUCGGCUGCCCCAUGGUGACAGAGGACUUCGUGGUGAGCGGCACGUGCUCGGAGCAGAUGUACGGCAUGUGCGAGUCUCUGUGGGAGCCUGACAUGGAACCAGAGGAUCUGUUUGAAACCAUCUCCCAGGCGAUGCUGAAUGCCGUCGACAGAGACGCCGUGUCUGGAAUGGGCGUCGUCGUCCACGUCAUAGAGAAAGACAAGAUCACCACACGAACCCUGAAAGCCAGGAUGGAUUAGUUUCUGCACCCGCUCUUACUUUUUGUAAAAAGAUGAUAAAAAAAAAAUACCUGUACCGUCUGAUUUCUUACUGACGUGGUUCAAUAAAAGAACAGAUUUAAAUCAGGAA